GCGCCGCGAGCUCGUCCGGGCGAUGUGGCUGGAGGUGGGGGGCCUCCUGCGGGGGACCUGUGGACAGCUGGGCCGGACUGUUGGUCUGCCUUAUGGGGCCCUGGGGUCUGGGCCGCGCUGGUGGGGGCCGUGUAAGGGUUCUUGGGCCCAACAGCUUCAUCAGGGCGGGUCUGGCCGAGGCCUGAGUGAGGAGGACAUUUGCAAGGCCCGGGAGGCCCGGCUCCGGAAGACACCUCGGCCCCAGCUGAGUGACCGCUCUCGAGAACGCAAGGUGCCUGCCUCCCGCAUCAGCCGCUUGGCUAACUUUGGGGGACUGGCUGUGGGCUUGGGGCUGGGAGCGCUGGCUGAGAUGGUCAAGAAGUCCCUGCCAGGAGGAUAUCUACAGUCCGAGGGCAGCUCCCAGCCUGGCUCCAGCCCUUUCUUGUCGGAGGCUAAUGCUGAGCGGAUUGUUCAGACCUUGUGUACAGUUCGGGGGGCCGCUCUCAAGAUUGGCCAAAUGCUCAGCAUCCAGGACAACAGCUUCAUCAGCCCCCAGCUUCAGCGCAUCUUUGAGCGGGUCCGCCAGAGUGCUGACUUCAUGCCCCGCUGGCAGAUGCUGAGAGUUCUCGAAGAGGAGCUCGGAAGGGACUGGCAGGCCAAGGUGGCCUCUUUCGAGGAGGUGCCCUUUGCCGCCGCCUCAAUUGGACAGGUGCACCAGGGAAUGCUGAGGGAUGGGACAGAGGUGGCCGUGAAGAUCCAGUACCCAGGCGUUGCCCAGAGCAUCCAAAGUGAUGUCCAGAACCUGCUGGCGGUGCUCAAGAUGAGCGUGGCUCUGCCCGAGGGCCUGUUUGCAGAGCAGAGCCUGCAGGCCUUGCAGCAGGAGCUGGCUUGGGAGUGUGACUACCGUCGCGAAGCAGCUUGUGCCCAGAACUUCAGGCAGCUGUUGGCAGAUGACCCAUUCUUCCGGGUGCCAGCAGUGAUUGAGGAUCUCUGCACUACACGGGUGCUGGGCAUGGAGCUGGCUGGAGGGGUCCCCCUGGACCAGUGCCAGAGCCUGAGCCAGGACAUCCGAAACCAGAUCUGCUUCCAGCUCCUGAGGCUGUGUCUGCGGGAGCUGUUUGAGUUCCGAUUCAUGCAAACGGACCCCAACUGGGCCAACUUCCUGUAUGAUGCCUCCAGCCACCAGGUGACCCUGCUGGACUUUGGUGCAAGCCGGGGAUUUGGGACUGAAUUCACAGACAAUUACAUUGAGGUAGUGAUGGCUGCAGCCAAUGGAGACAGAGCCCGGGUCCUACAGAAAUCCCAGGACCUCAAGUUCCUCACAGGCUUUGAAACCAAGGCAUUCUCCGAUGCCCAUGUGGAGGCUGUGAUGAUCCUGGGAGAGCCCUUUGCCACCCAGGGCCCAUAUGACUUUGGGGCCGGGGACACUGCCCGCCGUGUGCAGGGCCUCAUCCCGGUGCUGCUGCAGCACCGGCUCCGCCCACCGCCGGAGGAGACCUAUGCCCUGCACCGCAAGCUGGCGGGGGCUUUCCUGGCCUGUGCCCGUCUGCGUGCCCGUAUCAACUGCCAGGACCUCUUCCAGGACACCUACCAGCGCUACUGGGCCAGUCGCCUCUCAGCCACUGCCCGAAGCCUCCUGACCAGAGGGGCGGUCUGGUCAGACCACUCAGACAGCUUCCCGCUGGGGAGUCCAGCCAGUAGAGGGCCGUCCUCCCUGAGAUGCCUCCUUCCCACGCUGCUCUGGUCUGGGGGCCCCACCCAGGCUUCCCAGUCUUGCCUAGCACCCUUCCUUGGGGACUGGGGAACCCUGGGGCUAGGGAACUCCCCAUUUCACACUCCCAUAUCCUGCUCUCCCCGCUCCACAGCGGGCAUCCGGGAACUCUACUCCAGGGAUUGAUUUAUUUCUGCCAACAUUUGAGAGAGCUUCAGGCUCUCUGCAUGCCAAAGUGGAGAUGCAGAAGCAUUUAGAGGGGAGCCCUUCGCCGGUGCCUCAGGUCUCCCACAGAUCUGGCCAAUGAGAGGGGAGGGGUGGUGGUUGGUGGAGGCAGCCUCCCUCACCCCUUCACCAGCUGCCUUCUCCCUGCCCAUCCUCUCUGUGUUGGGGAGGGGUUGGGGGUGUUUGAACCUUCAGUCUGAAUAAAAGCGAACCUCCCCUUGU
Molecule: messenger RNA, 2137 nt
Organism: Myotis myotis
Lineage: Eukaryota; Metazoa; Chordata; Mammalia; Chiroptera; Vespertilionidae
Gene: COQ8B
Product: coenzyme Q8B
Biological process (GO): ubiquinone biosynthetic process
Cellular component (GO): extrinsic component of mitochondrial inner membrane
Molecular function (GO): kinase activity
Source: RefSeq, a predicted model, not a curated record